GCACACAACACAAGAGAAGCAGAACGCAAUUAUUUCUAAAGCAUUAGUGAGGUUCAGGGUUGCUUUCCUGCACUCUUCACCUGCCCGAGUGCAAUUGCAUAAUUAACUCAACAGUUUUGUUCUGCCCAAGUUCUGCAGUCACUACAACUCCCAAAAUGUUUGCUGUCAGAAGAGCAUUUCGUCUGUGUCAAAGAGUGGCAAAUGUGAGUGUUUCGCGUCGUGGAUGCGCUGGAGCUGUUCCAGUGGACGACAUCGUGAACGGUCUGACCGAGGAGCAGAUCCAGCUCAGACAGACGGUCCAGAGAUUCUGUCAGGAGAAACUCGCUCCCUACGCUGAUGAAAUUGAUAAGAAAAACGAGUUUCCCCGCAUGAGGGAGUUUUGGAAGGAGAUGGGUGAGCUUGGACUUCUUGGAGUUACUGCUCCAGUGGAGUACGGUGGAACAGGAUUGGGCUACCUUGAUCAUGUGAUUGUUAUGGAGGAGAUCUCCCGUGUGUCAGCAGCUAUUGCUCUCAGCUAUGGUGCGCACUCCAACUUGUGUGUAAAUCAGAUGGUUCGACAUGCUAAUCAGAAACAGAAAGACAAGUACAUGCCGAAGUUGAUGACAGGGGAGCAUGUGGGUGCCUUGGCCAUGAGUGAGCCCAACGCUGGCUCGGAUGUGGUGUCCAUGAAACUGACAGCGAAAAAACAAGGGGAUCAUUACGUGUUGAAUGGUAAUAAGUUCUGGAUUACGAAUGGACCAGACGCAGAUGUUCUGAUUGUGUAUGCUAAAACAGACCCAAAGGCAGCAGCCCGUGGCAUCACUGCUUUCAUCGUAGAGAAGGGCAUGCCAGGAUUUAGCACAGCGCAGAAGCUGGAUAAACUGGGAAUGAGAGGAUCUAACACCUGUGAACUCAUCUUUGAAGACUGCCAGAUCCCUGAGGAAAACAUAUUGGGCCCGUUAAAUAAAGGAGUAUAUGUUAUGAUGAGUGGGCUGGACCUAGAGAGACUCGUCCUGGCUUCUGGACCUGUUGGCAUCAUGCAAGCUGUGCUUGACCAUGCAAUUCCUUACCUACAUGUUCGUGAAGCCUUUGGACAGAAAAUCGGCCACUUUCAGCUAAUGCAAGGAAAAAUGGCUGAUAUGUACACACGUCUUAGUUCAUGUCGACAGUAUUUAUACAACGUUGCCCGUGCGUGUGACAAAGGCCAUUUCAGUGCUAAGGACUGUGCUGGGGUAAUCCUUUAUUGUGCUGAGAAUGCGACUCAAGUUGCCUUGGAUGGAAUUCAGUGCCUGGGUGGAAACGGUUACAUUAAUGACUACCCAAUGGGCCGCUUCUUAAGAGACGCUAAACUUUAUGAGAUAGGAGCUGGAACCAGUGAGGUCAGAAGGAUGAUCAUUGGCAGAGCCUUCAAUGACAUGUUCAAAUAAGAACAGCACUUAUCGAAUGAGAAAUAUCUGAUCCUACACAGACUUUGUCGCUGUGGUCAGAUAUUUAAUUUCAUGCGGCAUCCUAAUUUUAACACCUUUAUUAAUGUGAAGUGUUGUUGCUAAUCAGUCUCAAGAACAAUAAUGCAAAACUAUAUGUCAUGGUGUUUUCUUUGGAUGUCAGAAGCUGUUAGCUAAAUGAUGUUCUGUAAUAAUACAUACAUGGUGAAGUGGUCUCACAUACAAGAAUGAAUGCGUUAGUAAUAGAUGCACAAACCUGAAGUCAUUUUAAUUAAGAGGACAUGAAUUUAUCUUAACGUUGAACAGAUAAGAAAACAGCCAGAACAAUUAAUUUGUCCCAGGUGCCUUUGUCAUGUGACAUGGGUGUUUCUGUAGCAUACUUGUACAGGACUUGCAGUUGUCUUGUUGUUGCCUUUUUUCUCAGAACAUGGUCACUCUGUGUAAGCGAUUCUGCAUAUCACUGCUGUCCCGCUAACAUCAUUAUUUGGGGCUCUUUUUCAAGGGUAUCUUUAUAAAGGAUAUUUAUUGAAUUGUGUGUAAUUCAGACAUUCUUUCCUUUUUCAUUUCUUUGUAUUUUAAGAUUGUGUAAUCUUAAGAUUCAAAAGAAGUAGCAGAUUUUUGAAGUAAGCUGUUGUAUUUACCCAUCAUACCUUUGGAUUCAUAACUACAUGUCUUUGAAGAAAAUGAUUGUUUAGAAUAAAUAAAUAUCUUGCUUUCAUCUA
Messenger RNA from Cyprinus carpio (common carp), 2146 nucleotides. Its product is annotated as isovaleryl-CoA dehydrogenase, mitochondrial-like. Lineage: Eukaryota; Metazoa; Chordata; Actinopteri; Cypriniformes; Cyprinidae. The record is from RefSeq and is a predicted model, not a curated record. Gene Ontology annotation, biological process: L-leucine catabolic process. Gene Ontology annotation, cellular component: mitochondrion. Gene Ontology annotation, molecular function: flavin adenine dinucleotide binding; 3-methylbutanoyl-CoA dehydrogenase activity.